AUGGCGUCGGCGGUCUCGAGGACGCUGCAGUCGGGGCCGAGCAGCUCCUCGGGCAGCGAGAGCCAGGCCAAGUCACGGCUUCAGUCCAGGCUCCGCAUCACAGCUGAUGAGGUCACAAUGGCCACAGGUCGACUGACCUCAAAACCAGUGACCGACGUGAGGAUGAACCCGAGUGGGGGCUACAACACGUCCCUUCUGGAAGAGUUACAGGGCUGUGCCUGGAGGAGGAGGCACGCAGAGGCCUUGUGGACUUGCGUGGAGGCCAGGGUGGAUGAUGGGUGGGAGGAUGUAAGGGAGCUCCACACACCCAGCCCCAACUUGUACCUUCUUCUCAUUGCUAUCCAGAGACACGACGAGGAGGCAGUGAUUGACCAGGGAAGAGUGAGCAACCUUGUCAAUAUUCACUAUGAGAGGGAGGAUUUGGAAGGCCGCUGGACCCUGCCCAUGGGCAUGUGGAUGCCGCUGGUGAGGCGGAGCCACCGGCAUCACCGACGCCACAGCCAGAAGCAUCGGAAACGGGAGCGGGAGAAGGACUCUGCCCCAACGGAGCCGGUCUACCACUACACCCCAUCCCAGCGGGUGCAGUUCAUCCUGGGGACUGAGGAGGACGAGCAGCACGUCCCCCAUGACUUGUUCACCGAGCUGGAUGAGAUCUGCGUGAAAGAGGGUGAAGGUGCCACGUGGAAGGAAACAGCAAGGUGGCUGAAGUUUGAGGAGGACGUGGAAGAUGGUGGCGAGCGCUGGAGCAAGCCCUAUGUGGGAACGGUGUCCUUGCAGAGCCUCUUUGCGCUGAGGAGCUACAUCCGCAAUGGCACGGUGCUGCUGGACAUUUGUGCCAACAGCAUCGAAGAGAUCGCAGAUGUGAUCCUGUGCCAGCAAGAACAGUCCACGGAGUUUGACGAACACAUGCGGGCGAAGGUUCGAGAGGUUCUUUUGAAGAAGCAUCACCAUCAGGACAAGAACAAAGGAAACAAGUUUUCUGACAUUGUCCACUUCUUUGCUGACGAGAGCAAGAAGCCGCCAGACCUGCAUGUCCUCGACAAGACAGCUGCAGAAGCUAAAAUUGGGGUGAACCAAGAGACCAGCACAAUGGGUUUAAGCAAGGCGGAGCUGCACUUCAUGAAGAAAAUUCCUGUUGGCGCUGAAGUGUCCAACGUGCUUGUAGGAGAGCUGGAUUUCCUUCAGCAGCCCAUCAUGGCAUUUGUCCGCCUGACCCCGGCUGUCCUCCUCUCUGGCAUGACAGAAGUUCCCAUCCCGACAAGGUUCCUGUUUGUUUUGCUCGGACCAGAAGGAAACAGCCAUCACUACCAUGAGAUCGGCAGGUCCAUGGCUACCCUCAUGACGGACGAGGUUUUCCAUGACGUGGCCUAUAAAGCCCAGAACCGGGCUGACCUCGUGGCCGGCAUCGACGAGUUCCUGGAUCAGGUCACGGUCUUGCCACCAGGAGAGUGGGAUCCAUCGAUCCGAAUCGAGCCCCCCCAAAACGUCCCUUCACAGCAAAAAAGGAUGAUGUCAGGAGCUGCCGAUGACAGUGCUCACAGCAAGGUGGAGAAACACAGCGGUCCUGAACUGGAGCAAACGGGAAGGCUCUUUGGAGGUUUGAUCCGGGAUGUGAAGAGGAAAGCCCCGUGGUUCUGGAGCGACUUUCGGGACGGACUGAGGCUGCAGUGUCUGGCGUCCUUCCUCUUCCUCUACUGUGCCUGCAUGUCCCCCAUCAUCACCUUCGGGGGGCUGCUGGGGGAGGCGACCGACGGCCACAUCAGUGCCAUGGAGUCGCUGCUGGGCGCAUCCAUGACCGGCGUGGCGUAUUCCCUCUUUGCCGGCCAACCUCUCACCAUCCUCGGCAGCACCGGACCCGUCCUUGUCUUUGAGAAGAUCCUCUACAAAUUCUGCAAGGACUACGCGCUCUCCUAUCUCUCUCUGCGGGCGUGCAUUGGGCUGUGGACUGCCUUCUUCUGCAUAGUGCUGGUGGCCACCGAUGCCAGCUCUCUGGUGUGCUACAUCACCCGCUUCACCGAAGAAGCCUUCGCCUCCCUCAUCUGCUUCAUCUUCAUCUACGAGGCUCUGGAGAAGCUGAGUCACCUGUGGGAGAUCUACCCUGUGCACAUGAACAGCAAGCUUGACUUGCUCACCACCUACUACUGUAAGUGUGAGGCACCGACCCAUCCCAGCAAUGAAACCCUGCGCUUCUGGGAGAGCAACAACAUCACUGUGUCUGGCAUCGCCUGGGAAAACCUCACGGUGACUGAAUGUCGGUAUUUGCAUGGAGAGUUUCAAGGAUCUGCCUGUGGACACAACGGCCCCUACGCACCCAAUGUCCUCUUCUGGUGCUGCAUCCUCUUCUUCUCCACCUUUGCACUGUCGAGCUUCUUGAAGAAGUUUAAAACCAGCCGUUACUUCCCAACCAGAGUACGGUCCACAGUAAGUGACUUUGCUGUUCUCCUCACCAUCGUCAUCAUGGUGCUCAUGGACUUCAUGGUUGGGAUCCCAUCCCCAAAGCUCCACGUCCCCCAUAUGUUCAAGCCUACCAGAGACGACCGCGGGUGGUUCAUCAACCCCAUAGGACCCAACCCUUGGUGGACGGUGUUGGCUGCGCUCAUCCCAGCUCUGCUCUGCACCAUCUUGAUCUUCAUGGACCAGCAGAUCACUGCUGUUAUUGUGAACAGGAAGGAGCACAGGCUGAAGAAAGGAUGCGGGUACCACCUGGACCUUUUCAUCGUGGCCGUGAUGCUCGGGGUCUGCUCAGUGAUGGGGCUGCCCUGGUUUGUGGCUGCGACUGUCCUGUCCAUCACCCACGUGAACAGCCUCAAAGUAGAGUCCGAGUGCUCAGCUCCAGGAGAACAACCCCAGUUUCUGGGGAUACGAGAGCAGAGGGUCACUGGCUUGAUGAUCUUCGUGCUCAUGGGCUGCUCCGUCUUCUUCACUUCUCUGUUAAAGUUUAUACCAAUGCCGGUGCUUUAUGGUGUUUUUCUCUACAUGGGCGUGUCGUUGCUCAGAGGCAUUCAGUUCUUUGACCGCCUGAAGCUGUUCUGGAUGCCGGCAAAACACCAACCGGAUUUCCUCUACCUGCGGCACGUCCCCUUGAGAAAGGUGCAUCUCUUCACCAUGAUCCAGCUGAUCUGCCUCGUCCUGCUCUGGGCCAUCAAGGUGUCCCGCGUCGCCAUCAUCUUCCCCAUGAUGGUUUUGGCUCUCAUUUUUGUCCGGAAGAUGAUGGAUUUCUGCUUCUCGAAGCGAGAGCUCAGCUUUCUGGAUGACCUUAUGCCAGAAAGCAAGUCGUUGGAUGGUGCCAAGAAUGAAGCUGAAGGAGAAGAGCAGCCCCAGAAGAUGAUGGAAGCUGCUGCUACAAAGUCAGUUCAGCUAAAGCUGGGGAAGACAAGGGACUCAGCUACCCCAAAGGAGAGCAGUGACAGGGCGGCUCCUGGCACAUUUGAUAUCUGGAAUGACACGUACAAACCCACCGUGUAACGCCCACAGGGGCAGGCAGGACCCUGACCCGCCGGGGGAGCAGGACGCGGACGAUGGGGAUGCACCCAUGGACAUGGCACAGAUAACAAAACAGUUGAUGAUGCACCUUGUUGUAGGG
Molecule: messenger RNA, 3583 nt
Organism: Athene cunicularia (burrowing owl)
Lineage: Eukaryota; Metazoa; Chordata; Aves; Strigiformes; Strigidae
Product: electroneutral sodium bicarbonate exchanger 1-like
Exons: 25
Coding region: 1-3465 (1154 amino acids)
Biological process (GO): bicarbonate transport; regulation of intracellular pH; transmembrane transport
Cellular component (GO): plasma membrane
Molecular function (GO): sodium:bicarbonate symporter activity; monoatomic anion transmembrane transporter activity; solute:inorganic anion antiporter activity
Source: RefSeq, a predicted model, not a curated record